Messenger RNA from Lagenorhynchus albirostris (white-beaked dolphin), 6055 nucleotides. It is a transcript of the gene CLCN4, whose product is annotated as chloride voltage-gated channel 4. The transcript is spliced from 14 exons. The record is from RefSeq and is a predicted model, not a curated record. Gene Ontology annotation, cellular component: synaptic vesicle; Golgi apparatus; membrane. Gene Ontology annotation, biological process: chloride transport; transmembrane transport. Gene Ontology annotation, molecular function: voltage-gated chloride channel activity. The coding region runs from base 515 to 2899 and encodes 794 amino acids. Lineage: Eukaryota; Metazoa; Chordata; Mammalia; Artiodactyla; Delphinidae.
UGACCCAGCCUGCCGGGCAGGGCUGAGUGGCUGGACGGAGCACGUGACGCUCGCAGCCUGGCUCUUGGCUCCGGGUAGUGGGGGCCCGCCCCGCGCGCCGAAGGCUGAAAUCGGCUUUUGCCUCCGGCAGGAAAAUGAGCUUGUCAGUUUCUUUCUCUAAGCGGACCCUCAACCCACUGGAGCAGGGGAUUUCGGUAGCAUUUAAAUUUUAUGUCUCAGGAAUCUGAAAGCAAAAGUUGGUGGAAGGCUAGGCCAGCUGCCCACACCAAACACACCGCCCUGAAAGGAGGCCAGAGCGAGGCUUCCCGGCCACUCGCUCCUCGCCUACAGGGACUUCCAGGGUCUUCCCCCGCCCCCCUCCCCUCCUCGCCCCGAGGGCGUCACGUGGCGGCGUGGGCCCGCCUCCCGGUGACGUCAGCGCGCUCGCAGCCGUUGAGCCGAAGAAAGGAUGCUCUAGGAUGCGGUGCAGGUGGGCGACCGGCCUGCGCCAUGCGGCACUGCAGGUGUAAGUAGCAUGGUCAAUGCAGGAGCGAUGAGUGGCUCUGGAAACCUGAUGGAUUUCCUUGACGAGCCGUUCCCUGAUGUGGGGACGUAUGAGGACUUCCACACCAUCGACUGGCUGAGGGAGAAGUCACGGGACACCGACAGACACAGAAAGAUAACCAGCAAAAGCAAGGAGUCCAUAUGGGAGUUCAUCAAGAGCUUGCUGGACGCCUGGUCGGGAUGGGCGGUGAUGCUGCUCAUCGGCCUGCUGGCAGGCACCCUGGCCGGGGUCAUCGAUCUCGCCGUCGACUGGAUGACAGACCUGAAGGAGGGCAUCUGCCUGUCCGCCUUCUGGUACAGCCACGAGCAGUGCUGCUGGACUUCCAAUGAGACCACGUUUGAGGACAGGGACAAGUGUCCCCUGUGGCAGAAGUGGUCGGAGCUGCUGGUGAAACAGUCGGAGGGUGCCAGCGCUUACAUUCUGAAUUACCUAAUGUACAUCCUGUGGGCGUUGCUGUUUGCGUUUUUGGCCGUCUCCCUGGUACGAGUAUUUGCACCAUACGCCUGUGGCUCUGGUAUACCCGAGAUAAAGACCAUCUUGAGUGGCUUCAUCAUCAGGGGCUACUUGGGCAAGUGGACCCUGCUGAUCAAGACUGUCACCCUGGUGCUGGUGGUGUCCUCGGGCCUGAGCCUUGGCAAGGAAGGGCCACUGGUGCACGUGGCAUGCUGCUGUGGCAACUUCUUCAGCAGCCUCUUCUCCAAGUACAGCAAGAACGAGGGCAAGAGGCGCGAGGUGCUGUCAGCUGCGGCCGCUGCUGGGGUCUCUGUCGCCUUUGGUGCUCCGAUCGGGGGUGUGCUUUUCAGUCUGGAAGAGGUCAGCUACUACUUUCCCUUAAAGACCUUGUGGCGGUCCUUUUUUGCGGCCCUGGUGGCAGCCUUCACGCUGCGAUCCAUCAAUCCCUUUGGGAAUAGCCGCCUCGUCCUCUUCUACGUGGAGUAUCACACGCCCUGGUACAUGGCCGAGCUCUUCCCCUUCAUCCUGCUUGGGGUCUUCGGGGGCUUGUGGGGAACCCUCUUCAUCCGCUGCAACAUCGCCUGGUGCAGGAGGCGCAAAACCACCAAGCUGGGGAAGUACCCGGUGCUGGAGGUCAUCGCGGUGACCGCCAUCACUGCCAUCGUCGCCUACCCCAACCCCUACACGCGCCGCAGCACGAGCGAGCUCAUAUCCGAGCUCUUCAAUGACUGUGGGGCCCUCGAGUCCUCCCAGCUCUGUGACUACAUCAAUGACCCCAACAUGACGCGACCCGUGGACGACAUCCCCGACCGCCCGGCCGGGGUCGGGGUUUACACGGCCAUGUGGCAGCUGGCCCUGGCGCUGAUCUUCAAAAUCGUCAUUACCAUAUUUACCUUUGGCAUGAAGAUCCCGUCCGGUCUCUUCAUCCCCAGCAUGGCUGUGGGGGCCAUGGCAGGCAGGAUGGUGGGAAUUGGCGUGGAGCAACUGGCUUACCAUCACCACGACUGGAUCAUCUUUAGGAAUUGGUGCAGGCCCGGAGCAGACUGCGUCACCCCAGGGCUCUAUGCCAUGGUGGGAGCUGCCGCCUGCCUAGGUGGAGUUACCAGGAUGACGGUGUCAUUGGUGGUUAUCAUGUUUGAAUUGACGGGUGGUCUCGAGUACAUCGUGCCCCUGAUGGCAGCAGCCGUGACCAGCAAGUGGGUGGCUGAUGCCUUUGGGAAGGAAGGCAUCUACGAGGCCCACAUCCACUUAAAUGGGUACCCGUUCCUGGACGUGAAGGACGAGUUCACCCACCGCACGCUGGCCACCGACGUCAUGCGGCCAAGGCGGGGGGAGCCGCCGCUGUCCGUGCUCACCCAGGGCAGCAUGACCGUCGAGGACGUGGAGACGCUCAUCAAGGAGACCGACUACAACGGCUUCCCCGUGGUCGUCUCCAGGGACUCGGAGCGCCUCAUCGGGUUCGCCCAGAGGAGGGAGCUGAUUCCUGCCAUAAAGAACGCCAGACAGAGGCAGGAGGGCAUCGUGAGCGACUCGGUCAUGUACUUCACCGAGGAGCCCCCUGAGCUGCCAGCCAACAGCCCGCAGCCCCUGAAGCUGCGGCGCGUCCUGAACCUCAGCCCUUUCACCGUCACGGACCACACCCCCAUGGAGACGGUGGUGGACAUCUUCCGGAAGCUGGGGCUCCGCCAGUGCCUGGUGACGCGGAGCGGAGCCGAGAGAUUUGGUGGCCCACGGCAUCGUCUCCGCCGCAGCCAUAUUGCUUUCGCUCUGUGUUAUCACAAACCAGGAAACCAGCACUGCAGAGAGCAAAGGAGACUUCUUGGCAUCAUCACGAAAAAGGAUGUUCUGAGACAUAUGGCCCAGAUGGCAAACCAGGACCCUGAAUCCAUCAUGUUUAAUUAGAAACAAGAUGGCAGUUUCUUUGAGAAAAAUACAACUGUGUCAUUUGAAAAGAAAUAAACAAAUGAUAUGUCAUCCUAAUGAACGGUCAUGCACUGGGGGCAGCGGAAACAAAAGCUUUGUUUAAAAGGAAGGGAAGAAGAAUGAAACUUAGAAAAAAUACAUUGGCGAGUAGGCAUUUUAUAGCUUUAACCCCUUAUGAGUUUCAAGCUGUGUUAUGAGUUUAAUAACUACUGUGGGGGCCCGUGGGUGGGUGUAAAUGAUACGGUUUGUACAAGGACAUGGAACACAAUUGCUGAGUCAAGAAACAUUUGCCCCUCCUGUUGAAGGCUGGUGUUGGUGAAGCUUUGAGUCUGAAAGGCCAAGGGGUAUUGGCGUGUCAGCGUCCUUAUUUAUUGGUUCCUGAGGUUUGGCUGUUAUGUUACUGAAUCAGAUUAAAGAUAUUUGCACUUACUUUGUUGGAAAAGAAAAAUUAAAUGUGAACGUAGUGAAAGCUGCAAGUAUGCUAGUGGGUUCACUCGUGACCAGCCGUUGCUGGCUCCUGUAUUCAGCCUGUUAUUUUGCUUAUCCAUUGCUUUCUGAACCAACAUUGGGUCACCUGCCAUGUUGAGUAUGAAGAAAUCAUUUCUCUAUGCAAGACCAGCAUCUUGGGACUGCGCGAUGAACUGUCGAGCAUUUAGUGCUGCACUGUUUCCUGCCACGAAAAGGGAUUCAUGCUUAUUUUGAGGGUAUACAUACCCCUCAUUGAUUUGCAUCCCCAUCGCAUUUGCUUCAUUUAUUUGUUGCUGUUACCUGUGCAUUCUUAAAUAUUGAUCAGUCUAGCGCUUUCCAAGGGCCAUGUCCUAUAUUCUGCCAGCUUGCCGUAGUGGCUGAAUUUCCAAAUAGCAUAUGCAAGAAUCAAAACAGGCUACCCAGUGUUACUACUUUUUUUUCCUCUCAGAUCCUAUUAAAUGUGGCUGCCGAGAGGGUGAGGCAGACGAGUUCUCUGUGGGAACUCCUCCAAAUGGGUUGCAAGAGAAAUGCUAAGUUGAUUCUAAAUCUGUUCCAUUCUCUUCUCUGUAGAGUGCAAAACAUUCAGCUUUAAAGUGUAAGCAUGUACUUUCAUAUUAACAAUCAAAGCGCAGAAGGACAGAGUAAAAUUCGAGACAGCCAAUUUGAGCACUGGGUGUUUUUGAACUGAACGUUAUGAUACAUUUAUUCUUUUAGUCAGGACUUCUGUCUUGUCCGUGGGAAGGAAGUUGUGUUUCUUAGGUCCACUGGGUGAUCUCUGUAAGACUGAUCCCCCUUGCCCGUUCACUUUCGUCUUUGUUCUUCCCUUUUCACCGAGUCAACCUCAUCCUUUUCAUUCUCAUCAUUGGAUAUUGAUGUGUCAGGUGUGCAUUUGGCUGCAAGUAAUAGAAAACUGAACACACAACGAAGAGCUGCAUAAGAAACCUGGAGGUGGGCACUCAGGACCGUCUGUCUCUGUAGUAUCGUCGACGACUCACAGUCUUUGGUAGUUUUUUCCUACCAUCCUUACCCUUUCUCGUUUGGGUCACUGCCUUGUAGUCACAAGAUGCUCACUGAACCGCCAGGUCUGGUAUCUGCUUUCUAAGCAGAAAGAGGGAGGAAGAGGCAAAUGACAAGGCGCAGUGUCCGUGUCGGGAAGGCAAAGCUUUCCCCGAGAUGCUCGGCUUUCCUCCACUGGCUAGCCUUCUGUCGCAUGGCGCCCCCAGCUGUGUGUGAGUCUGGGAAGGAAAAUAUUUAGCUACGUAGGCAUAUUACGCUGAAUGAGAUUGAGACUCUCUGAGUAAGGAAGGGGGAUUGCUCCUUGGGAGAGGGUGUUGUCUGCUCUGUUGGACGCUGUCAUCGUGUCCCUGUCAUUGUCCUUCUCUUUCUCACUGACCCCCUCCAAACACUCUCCUGUGACCUUAUAGUCCCCCACCCCUCCUCUUGGCUUUGACGUAGAACUCCCAGUCAGAUGCCAUCGUUUCUUAGCCCUAAUAAAAAUGUUCAUUCUGGAUAAAAACCUAUCUAUAAGAGGGCUUCCGUGAAACUUCUAGUGGAUACAAGAAAAUAUACGGAUAUGUUUAACCUGACUGAAAACUUAAAGGAGUUUAAGUCAGAUCACGCUGACAAAUUAUGGAAAAUAUGUUUCUGUAAUUAAUUGGCCUCCUCCCAAAUAAUAUCAGAUAGGCACUUCGGUGUGGAAAGGUCAGUCUAUACUAGAGAAUGUAAUCUUUGGUCCUAUAAGAGAAUGAAAUUUGUUGUCUCACUCACAGCACCUAAGUACUGAGUAACGGAUCCUAACAUUUUGUUGCUAUUGAGGUUUCCACGGAACAGUGCGAGUGAAGCUGGAUUCUCCUGGACUUUCAAUCCUAAAAAGUCUUAAUGUACUUCCCUUCUUAACUCCCAUGUAGGCUCUCGAAAGAGUCUUAGUCGUAGCCUCGAUUUUUAUAAUCCAGGACACCCUGUUAGCCGAAACAAGGAGCUUCAGAAGGGAACAUGCAACAGUGAACAGACAGCCAAAGGUCAGUAAAACCACAGAAUUCCCCCUCCUCCAGCUGAGGCCUGGGAAGGGGAGGGGAGAGUUGACUCUGGGCCGAGGUCACCGAUGGGGCUUGUGUCCUCUCCCCAUUGCUUAGCAUGGAGACGUCCGUGGGGUUCAGAGGGCCAGCAUCAGACAGGCAGGUCGAGGCCGGGAUCGGGGGCUUGCGGCGUCACUGCCAGAGCCAAUUGCCUGCCUUCCCUGGAGCCCUGACCUGUAGCCACCGGCCCGGGCCUCAGACACACUCACGGGGAACGCACUGCUGGGCCCUUUGUGACACUUUCUCAUAGAAGUACGUGGAUGGGGAUUCUGAAGGUGUUGCCUGUAUUCAAAUGUAGAACUUCAUCCACUUUACCUGGUGACCUGUUGAACGAGAUAAGUAGAUCUGGAAUGUGGACGUGAAACCAACAUUUCUUAGAAUACUGUUUUUGUUUCAUUUUCCAGAACCAAAGGCUGUAGACAUUCAUUGAACUUUCUGGAUUCUUUCUGAAUUGUUUUUUUAAUGUAAAUAAAUAUAAGUACAUAAUGGAAAAGGAGUUCUGUAAUGAGGUACAUCAACCUACUUCUUGCUCUUUUUCUAUCACUAAGGGAAUGUGUUACAGAAGGACAGAUGGCAAAUAAAAAGCAUCCCG